Malania oleifera is the source of this 2759-nucleotide messenger RNA. RefSeq names its product ABC transporter G family member 22. Gene Ontology annotation, cellular component: membrane. The record is from RefSeq and is a predicted model, not a curated record. The coding region runs from base 174 to 2465 and encodes 763 amino acids. NCBI's taxonomy places the organism in Eukaryota, Viridiplantae, Streptophyta, Magnoliopsida, Santalales, Ximeniaceae. The transcript is spliced from 11 exons. Gene Ontology annotation, molecular function: ATP binding; ATP hydrolysis activity; ABC-type transporter activity.
GGGGGGGGUAGUUGUGUAAUUUCGUAGCUAGAGUUUCCCUAUUUAUUGCUUCCACAUAAUUGCAGCAGCAGGGUUGCUAUUCCACCAGGUAAUCUCCAAGAACAGAGCUCCUCGAUCUGCUCGCAAGCUCCUUCCAAAUUAAGUCAAACUCCUUUCCUUUCGUUUUGCUUAAGAUGGAGAAUACAAGUAACAUGAGCUCAAGUAGCGGUGGUGGUGGGGGUGGUGCGAAACCAAGUGGGCUGCCGAGGGCGAAGUCGGAGCACAUGCAAAUGGAGUACUCGAUGGUGGGGGCGGGGAUGAAGUCGCCACCGUCAGGGGAGGCUCACGGCGGAGGAGGAGUGGAGGCUAGUGGCGGUGGUGGCGGGCUUUCGAGGAAGUCCAGUAGGAGGAUGGCGUCGGCGUCGCCGGGGAAGAGCAGCGGAAGCGGGAAGAACACGCACAUAAGGAAGUCGAGGAGCGCGCAGUUAAAAAUAGAGCUGGACGAGGUGAGCAGCGGGGCGGCGCUGAGCAGAGCCUCCAGCGCCAGCUUGGGCUUCUCCUUCUCCUUCACCGGGUUCGUCCCUCCCGACGAAAUCCCCAGACCUUUCAGCGACGACGACAAUAUUCCUGAAGAUCUCGAAGCCAACACGCGCAAGACCAAGCUUCCAGCAGAGCCCACCAUGCCAAUUUAUCUCAAGUUUACAGAUGUAGCAUACAAGCUAGUUCUCAAAGGAGUAAGAACAAGUGUGGAGAAGGACAUCUUGAAUGGAAUAACUGGUUCUGUGAGUCCAGGCGAAGUUUUGGCACUGAUGGGACCUUCAGGAAGCGGAAAGACCACGCUCCUGAAUCUGCUAAGCGGCAGGUUAAAUGUGCCCACCACUGGCAGUACAAUUACCUAUAAUGACCAGCCAUAUUCGAAGUUCCUGAAAGGCAGGAUAGGGUUUGUGACUCAAGAUGACGUUCUAUUUCCACAUCUUACUGUAAGAGAAACGUUAACAUAUGCAGCUCGACUACGGCUUCCAAACACAUUGACAAAACAACAAAAGGAAAAACGAGCCAUCGACGUCAUCCAUGAGCUAGGCUUGGAUAGGUGCCAAGAUACAAUGAUUGGUGGCUCCUUUGUUCGGGGAGUGUCAGGCGGCGAGAGAAAGAGAGUCUGUAUUGGCAAUGAGAUUAUAAUCAACCCUUCUCUUCUGUUCCUUGAUGAACCAACCUCUGGCCUGGAUUCUACUACUGCUCUGAGGAUUGUUCAGAUAUUGCACGAUAUAGCUGAGGUUGGAAAAACAGUAAUAACGACAAUCCACCAGCCAUCCAGCAGACUCUUCCACAAAUUUGACAAAUUAAUCCUCCUUGGGAAAGGCAGCCUGCUCUACUUUGGGAAGGCAUCAGAAGCACUAGUUUAUUUCUCGUCCAUAGGAUGUUCCCCUCUAAUUUCUAUGAAUCCAGCAGAGUUCCUGCUAGACCUAGCAAAUGGAAACAUAAAUGAUGUUUCUCUUCCAUCAGAACUAGAAGACAGGGUGCAAAUGGGAAAUUUAGAGACUGAAACACAAAAUGGGAAGCCAUCUCCUGCAGUAGUGCAUGAGUAUCUCGUGGAGGCUUAUGAGACACGAGUUGCAGAAAAGGAGAAAAAGAAACUUAUGGCUCCAAUUCCUAUAGACGAAGAGCUUAAGGCAAAAGUAUGCUCUCCAAAGCGUGAAUGGGGAGCAAGCUGGUGUGAACAGUAUUCAAUAUUAUUCCGGAGAGGACUCAAGGAACGGAGGCAUGACUAUUUUAGCUGGUUAAGAAUCACCCAAGUUGUCUCCACUGCAAUAAUCUUGGGAUUGCUCUGGUGGCAAUCAGACAGUAAUAGCCCUAGAGGCCUGCAAGAUCAGGCAGGGCUGCUUUUCUUUAUUGCUGUUUUCUGGGGAUUUUUUCCCAUCUUCACAGCAAUAUUCACAUUUCCCCAAGAAAGAGCUAUGCUGAGCAAGGAACGAGCAGCUGACAUGUACAGACUUAGUGCAUACUUUUUGGCCAGGACUACAAGUGACCUUCCACUCGACCUGUUAUUACCAAUACUUUUCCUUCUCGUUGUCUAUUUCAUGGCAGGACUGAGGCUGAGUGCUGGUUGUUUUUUCCUCAGCAUGCUUACAGUUUUCCUCUGCAUCGUAGCAGCUCAGGGACUUGGACUAGCUAUAGGGGCUACAUUAAUGGACCUAAAGAGAGCAACAACUCUUGCUUCAGUAACGGUGAUGACCUUCAUGUUGGCUGGUGGGUAUUUUGUGAAGAAAGUUCCAGUAUUCAUAUCUUGGAUCCGCUACAUCUCCUUCAACUACCACACUUACCAACUUCUUCUCAAGGUGCAAUACAAACACAUCACUCCCACUAUAAAUGGGAUGAAAAUUGACAGUGGUGUAAAGGAGGUCAGUGCCCUGGUAGCUAUGGUUUUUGGUUAUCGCCUCUUGGCAUACCUUUCUUUGCGGAGGAUGACGCUCCAAUCUGGAGCUUAAUGAAGCUACAAUCUUCUAGGGAGCUUAAAGAUGGAAAAAAUCACUUCCAUUUUUCUCUCCUCUACAUGGCACCAUGAGAAGGAUCGACUUAAAAUGGCAGCAAAAGGAAGCUAGCGAGGAAUUACUGAUUCAGAAAAUUUGGAUUUUCUGCCUCUAAGAAUUUGACAAUUUAUCUUGUGUACCAGAAAGUAGCCUAAAAAAGAAUAUUACAGUUUCACCAUAUGUGGAUCUUAGUAUUUGAAGGAUCUUAAGAGAUAUUUUUGGAUAAUAUCAAACUCAUAUUCACAUGUUAAA